UCUUUCUGACUUACUUCACUCUGUAUGACAGACUCUAGGUCCAUCCAGAGGUGACUUCUCUUGUUGCGGAGGACCGGCUCUAGGAGCAUGGGCUUCUGUAGUUGCAGCACGCCGGCUCAGUAGUUGCAGUGUGCGGGCUCUAGGGCUUGUGGGCUUCGUUGUGGCACACGGGCUUAGUUGCUCCGUGGCAUGUGGGAUCUUCCCGGACCAAGGAUCUAACCUGUGUCCCCUGCAUUGGCAGGCAGAUUCCUAACCACUGUGCCACCAGGGAAGGCCCAAUAGUCUUACUCUUAUUCCCCUUUCCUGACCCUCAUCUUUCCUCCCCUUGCAAACAUCCUCAAAAACAUUCACAGUUUAAUUAACACCUAUGAAUAUUUAUAAGUUACUGCAACAUUUUAUUGACAAGGUAUUACGUUAAAAAAAAGGCUCUUAGCCAGGUGUUCUCCAAGAUUGGUUCGUGUGCUAUUAAAACUGCUUAUUCAGGACUUCCCCGGCGGUCCAGUGGUUAAGACUCUGCCUUCCAAUGCAGGGGAUGUCGGUUCAAUCCCUGGUCUGGGAACUAAGGUCCCGCAUGCCAGGGGGUGUGGCCAAAAAAAAAAAAAAAGUGCUUAUUCGAUUCGGUAAGUUUUGUGGCUCUUGUUGGUAGAGAUUUAUUUGACAGAUUUUUGAGGACAAUGGCACAGUGUCUGACUGUUUACAAAAUAUCAAUACAUGGGUAACUUCAGUUCAUAGUAAAAGGAGAAUCAGCUUGUGUUGUGAAUUUUCUUAUCUGUUUGCUUUGUUCCUUCUUUAGAGCUUCCAUGAAGUAAUGUCAUAGUCAUAAAUUUGAUGAAAGCAGGAUCUCCUUUGAAAUCAACUUGGAUUCUGAAGUAUUUAUGAGCAUGCAAAGUUCCCCAGGCUUUGCUGCCAAUCAGAGAGCCCGAACAAGAAGUGGAAUUGCAGAAAUCAAACGGCAGAGAAGGCUUGCAUCUCAAGCAGCUCCUGUCAGUUCAGAGUUGCUGACUUUACCGUAUCUUUCAGGGCAAUUUACUAAUUCUCCUUUGACAGCUACACAAGUUAUUCGGCCAACUGGCCAGAUUUCAACUCCUUUGAGGUCAAAUUUUGUAGUGGUCAACCAUUCACAGUCACAAGACACUAUGACCCCUGGAGAGGCUUUAAAUAUCAUUCCUGGUCCUCAGGAAAGGAAAACUCAUGCCAGUUUAAUGUCUCCUGGUAGACGCAAAAGUGAAUCUCAAAGGAAAACUAUCACUUUGUCUGGGCCUCAUUCAACAAUACGGAAUUUCCAGGAUCCAAAUACAUUUGCAGUAGAAAAACAAAUGGUUAUUGAAAAUGCUCGAGAAAAAAUAUUAAGCAACAAAUCUCUUCAAGAAAAGCUUGCAGAAAACAUUAAUAAAUUUUUGACUAGUGACAACAAUAUUGCUCAAGUACCUAAGCAAACAGAUAGCAACCCUAGUGAACCAGAGACUUCAAUUGAUGAACUCCUGGGACUUCAGGUAUGGAGUGAAAUCCACAUGUCUGAAGAAGCUAUACAGGAUAUAUUGGAACAGACAGAAUCCGAUCCAGCAUUUCAGGCACUCUUUGAUCUAUUUGAUUAUGGUAAAACAAAGAAUAAUAAAAAUAUAUCACAAGGCAUUUCCAGUCAGCAUAUGGAAACCAAUCUCAAUGUAGUCUUAGCAGGUGAAACUAAUCUAGCAGUUAAAGGUUCUUUUGAAACAGAAGAAUCUGAUGAUCAAUCUGGUCAACCCCCAUUUUGUACAUCCUAUCAAAAUGAAGACACAUCAAAUGUUUUGAAGAAUGGCAGCAACCAUGAUGAGCUUAGACAGGAAGCCCAGGAACAUUUUUCCCAGAUAGACUCUAGCAUCCAGAAAAAGGCCUUUAAAACAGUAGUAUCUACUGAACAGAAGUGUAACCUUGAUAUCACCUUUGAGUCUGUGCCUAAUUUGAAUGACUUUAACCAAAGAGUAAACUCUGAUGCCGAAUGUAAUCAGCAUUGUGCUGAAUUAUACACCAGUCAGAUGUCUACUGAAACUGAAUUGGCUAUGGAAGGUGAAAAGAAUUCUUUGUCUCCAAGUGUGCAGAAUGAAUCUCGAUUACAGCCUGAUCAGUCUGAAAUACCAAUAACUUCAUUUGUUUCCCUUGGUGGUGAAACUAACAAUGAGAACUUAAUUCUCUCUGGAAAAACUUCUCAGCUUUUAUCCCAAAAUAUUCCAUUAACUGGAAAGCCAUCUAAAAAAGGUCAAUUUUGUGAAAGUUCUGACGAUACAAGAAGACUUACAACUAAUUUCCAUGGUUCCAAGUCACCGGAUUCUAGAGAAAUACACCAGAGUAAAAUUGAAAUUAAUAAUGUGUUACCAGUUGCAUCACAGCAACUUUCAGAUUGCCAAGAUAAUUCUUCACUUCAAAGUAAAAUAUUACCUGUGUCUAUUGAAGGUUCGGGUUUAACUGUAUCUGAACAAAAAGUAGAAAUUCACCUUGGAAAUUCAGUAUCUUCAAUUAAACAACCAUCUAAUGAUUCAUCAUCUGUUGAGUUAAAUCAUACAGAUCAUGAACCUCAGCCCUCCAAGUCUGAGAAAGUUGCUUUGGGUUCACAAGAGCCUUCAUCUUCUGUAAAAGAAGAUGGAGAUAGUAUUUUUCUCUCUUUAGGUGAAAAUAACUGUGAGGAAGUUACAUUGAUACCCCCAGAAGCUAAUCCUAUAGAAGAUAUACAUUCUCUUCCUUCAGAAUCUGUGUGUUCUUCAAUGAGGGAUUCUCACCCUGAGUCCCAGAAUACUAGUGAUAAACCUGCUGGCAACAAGUCAACAGAGAUAGAUGCAUCAAAUAUAGUCUCUCUCAAAAUUAUCAUCAGUGAUGAUCCGUUUGUUUCCUCAGAUUCUGAACUUAACAGUGCUGUUUCUAGUAUCAGUGGAGAAAACUUGCCAACUAUAAUUUUGUCUUCUCCUGCUAAAUCACCUGCCCGAAAUGCAGAAUUAGUUAAAUGCCUGUCUUCAGAAGAAACCACAGGUGCUGUCUCAUCUGCUGAAGGAAUUGGGGAUUCAGCCUCAAUGGAACAGAGCCUUUUAGCACUCAAACCUGAAGACUCUACAGUAAACAACACUCAGAAUGAAGACAGCAUUGCUUUUUCAGCCAAUGUUACACCAUGUGUUUCCAAGGAUGGAGGAUACAUACAGUUAAUGCCAGCUACAAGCACAACUUUUGGCAAUUCAAAUAACAUUCUGAUAGCUACUUGUGUAACUGAUCCAACAGCCUUAGGAACAACUGUCAGUCAGUCAAAUGUGGUGGUGUUGCCUGGAAAUUCUGCACCUAUGACUGCUCAACCACCACCUCAGUUACAGACACCCCCAAGGUCAAACAGUGUAUUUGCUGUCAACCAAGCUAUGUCACCCAGCUUUUCACAAGGAUCUGCCAUUAUAAUUGCUUCUCCAGUCCAACCUGUACUUCAGGGAAUGGUGGGAAUGAUCCCUGUAUCUGUGGUUGGACAGAAUGCAAAUAUGUUUUCGGCUUCUCCUCGGCAGGUCCUUCAUAUGCCUUUGGCAGCACCUGUUUGCAAUAGAAGUAUCCCUCAAUUCCCUAUCCCUCCAAAAUCUCUGAAGACUCAGGGACUAAGAAACAAGCCUUGUACAGGAAAACAGGUAAAUAAUUUGAUGGAUUCAUCAAGUCACUUAGUUGGAUGCCAUGUACAACGAACUGAAGUUCCUGACAAGAAUAUGGCCACAGAUCUUGGGAAAAAAUUGGAAGAAAUAACAGUUCCCUUCUCAGUAGAAAGUAUAGUUCCAACUAGCAAAACCUUUGAAAGCCACAGGCGUGUGCUCUGUUUUGAUAGCACUGCUUCUCCUGUGGCGAAUACACAGGGGACAAAUCAUAAGACGGUGUCCCAAAACAAAGAAAGGAAUGACAUUUCAUUUUCUAAUCUUGACUCACCCAUUGUUUCCUCCACCUUAAAACCCCCUUCUAAUAAUGCUCUCAAAAGAGAGAGAGAGAAACCUCCUGUGCCUAAGAUUUUAUCUAAAUCAGAAACUGCCAUUAGCCGACAUACCAUAAAAGAAACUCAGUCAGAAAAGAAAGUUUCACCAACAGAAACUAUACUUGAAUCUUUCCAUAAAGCAACAGCUAAUAAGGAGAAUGAACUAUGCAGUGAUGUGGAAACGCAGAAAAAUCCAGAAACUUCAAAACUGUCUAAUGGGCAGCAAAAUGGGGGUGUACGGAAUGAGAAAACUAUAGCUUCACUGCAAGAGCUAACCAGAAAACAAGGCACAUCCUCAAACAGUAAAAAUGUCAUUUCAGUAGGUGCACCUGUGAAGGAUUUAAAACAAGAACAAACCAAGUCUGCCAGUUCUUUGAUUAACCCACUCACCAAACAUACCACAGAAAUGUUACAAGAUAUUCAGUGGCAUAGCCCAGUAAAUAGACUCGCUGAUAGUACUGAUUUAUCUGUACCCCGGACAUCCGGCUCAGGAGCAGGGGAAAAACAUAAAGAAGAACCUACAGACGUUAUCAAGGUCCCUUCUAGUAGGCGUUAUGGUGAAGACAGUAGCACACCCAAAGUAAUGGUCCCUCCUGUCACCCCAGACUUGCCCGCCUGCAGCCCUGCCAGUGAAACAGGGAGUGAAAACAGUGUAAACAUGGCUGCCCAUACAUUAAUGAUUCUCUCCAGAGCAGCCAUCUCUAGGACUACUUCAACUACUCCUCUAAAAGACAAUACACAACAAUUUAGAGCAUCUUCAAGGAGCACCACAAAAAAGCGGAAAAUCGAGGAAUUAGAUGAGCGUGAACGACACUCCCGUACUUCUAAUAAAAGUCUUGCAAAUUCAUCAAUACCAAUGAAAAAGAAGAAAAUUAAGGCAAGUUUGAAAGUCUUAAUUUCAAAACCACACCUUGCCCUUCCUUCAGUGCUCAGAUUAAAGAUCUCAUCAUUUUUUGCCAUAGCUACCUAACUGAACAUUUUGGUCAAGAUAGCUUUGAAUUUUGAUUGACAAAAUACAUUCUCUAGCAGUAUCUCUCAGCCAGUGUGGUACUCAGAAGUUAUCUAAAUGAAACAUAGCAUUUUCAAAACAGUUGCUAAGGCAUGUAUUUAUAAACAUCUUCCUUGGUAAAAGGAGGUUUUUGUUUCUGUCAUGGUAGGACCCAAGGUUUGGUGGGGAGAAUGACAUAACACAUGAAAAAUUGGAAAGCCAUUAUUGUAUAUGGAAUUACCAAGUGAAAACUGCUUUGCAACUCCUCCAUCUUAGGUUUUUUCCACAUGUCCUACCAACUCUUCCAUAGAUUCUAAUAUAAGUUAAUGUGUUGGAGCAGUAUAAAAAUUAAAUUUACCUGUUUCUUCUUUAACCACGGUUAUCUGUAGGAAAGUAAUAUAGGAUUAUCAUUAAUAAAGCCAUUUUUUCCUAAAUCUGUUUAGCCAUUUAGUAAGUGGAUUGAAUAGAAAGGUUUAAAAUGUCAUAGAUGAAGUAUUGUGUCAGGGAAAGAAUCUUGGCUCUGCUGCCUUGCAAGCCUGGGUUGAAUCCUGCAUCUCCUGCUUAUUGGUUCUUGACUAUUGUUAAGCCCAUAACAUCUGAGUCUGAGCUGCAUCAUUUGACAUGAGGUUACCACACAUCUUACCCAAUGGCUGUGAGGACUAAAUGCAGUGUUUGUAAAGUGCCUAGAGUAUGUUAAAUGUUUGGAACUAGAAAAGUACCUGUUAACUCUUAAAAUCUUAGUAAAGCUUUCUAAAGCUUACAGUUUAGCAAUAAUGACCACCUUAUAAAAAGCAUGUUCUCUCGUCUCAUUCAACAUUCAUACAAUCUGAAUUUGUAUAAUGUCUUGUGCUCUAAAAUAAUGAAAUAUCAUUGAAGUAUAUUUUAUUAACCUUGGAUUUAUAAAAAUUGUCUCUACUUCUCUGUAUAACUAAAAUGCUAAUGAACUAAACUUUUGGCAAAAAUUUUGGUAGUAUAUGAAAGUACCUGAUAUGAGGGUCUAUGUGACUUAAUAAGAAAGCUAGCUUUUUGGCCUUGUUUGAGUUCAAUAUGUUAACUUAGGUUUAUUUUUUCUUUCUUUCUUUCUU
Messenger RNA from Physeter macrocephalus (sperm whale), 6034 nucleotides. It is a transcript of the gene NPAT, whose product is annotated as nuclear protein, coactivator of histone transcription. The record is from RefSeq and is a predicted model, not a curated record. The transcript is spliced from 14 exons. Gene Ontology annotation, molecular function: protein binding; transcription coregulator activity. Lineage: Eukaryota; Metazoa; Chordata; Mammalia; Artiodactyla; Physeteridae. Gene Ontology annotation, cellular component: nucleus. Bases 876 to 4931 code for a protein of 1351 amino acids.